This is a messenger RNA of Archocentrus centrarchus (flier cichlid), 2326 nucleotides long. It is a transcript of the gene hsf5, whose product is annotated as heat shock transcription factor family member 5. NCBI's taxonomy places the organism in Eukaryota, Metazoa, Chordata, Actinopteri, Cichliformes, Cichlidae. The transcript has 7 exons. The record is from RefSeq and is a predicted model, not a curated record. The coding region runs from base 295 to 1575 and encodes 426 amino acids. Gene Ontology annotation, biological process: regulation of DNA-templated transcription. Gene Ontology annotation, molecular function: sequence-specific DNA binding; DNA-binding transcription factor activity.
CUCUGGCGAUUAAACCAUCUAAACCCUUUAAAGGUUGUAUAAACCCUAAAGUUUAUACACCCUCUAAGAAAACUGUUCUUGGCUCUCUGUGUGAUGCUUAUGGUCCAGUUCUGGUGUUGAUAUGUGGAAGAAUCCUGGCCCUUUUUUCCCAGUGAAAUAAGUGCUGUUUACAGCGGCUUUUUUAAAGGAGCGUCACAUGGAGACCUUGAACCCCAUCAGCUCCACCAACGGUCGGGAACUUCCAACGGUUCUUACUGCGACCUGGGGGUUAUCUUUGGGGAUACAGGCAGAGGCAUGGAGGUCGGCUUAGGUUCACUCCCUGACACCAUCAACCCUAAUCAUUUUCCUGCCAAGCUGUGGCGUUUGGUGAACAACCCGGCCAAUAAAGGCAUCUGCUGGGACCACCAUGGUGAACUCGUUGUCAUUGACCAGCAGGUGUUCGAGAGGGAGGUCCUGUCUCCAAGCGCCAUCAUCUCAGACAGCACCGAGGCCUUCAAAACCACCAACUUCUCCAGCUUUGUCCGUCAGCUCAACUUGUACGGCUUCAAGAAGGCCGAUGGUCAAACCAACCUGGACAUGAAGGUGUAUCACUGCUUUUACAACCCCAGCUUCAAGCGAGACCACCCUGAGCUGGUUGCGAAGCUGAGGAGGCUCACCGUGGACAAUAAAGCCAAGCUUGAAGCCGGUCUGAGCGUGAACUGCCGGCCCCCGAGUGGCUAUCAGCGCUUUUGUCUGAACGGAGGUGACAGAGACAAACAUGUGAGAGGAGUUUCUCCAGGAGGCUCUUUGUUGCUGAGCCCCACAAUUCCCGAGGCCAGUCCUCCUUACUAUCCACAUAAAAGUCAGGCCAUGAAAUCCUACAGUGGGACCCCUGUGCCACCACGAUACCUGAUGAGGGGCCACCCUUACACCGGAGUAACCUCAAGCUCCAAUGCUGUGAACUUUCAGCAGAGUUUACUGGCCCAAACAAAUCACAGAAGUCCAAAUUUCACCAGUUUUAGUCCUUGUAAUGUGCAAUAUCAGCCUGGCUACUGUUCCUCGGGUUACCAUUGCUACCAUCCCAACCUCGUGGCACCUCAUAUUGCAGGCGGCGGCUUUCAGGCAGGAUUGUUCUCUCCUCAGAGUUAUUACCAGGCAGGAUGUUCUGGAGACAUGUUGUUUCUCAGGGAAAACAGCCAAGGCUUGCAGAAAAAUGAAAACCAGGAGGCAAAAAACUAUGACAUCAACUUGGAAGCAGUUUUUCAGAUCGCGGAUGAGGUCAUGCAGACGCCACCCAGUAUCUGCCUGGUUAAAGUUGAGCCUCAGGAGGAGUUGGUCCCUGCGCCAGAGUCUUCUGCCAACGCCUGUUAUGACAGCAGCAGCGGCAGCACCAUCAGAUCUGACUCCUUCUGUGCGGAACGCACCAUAGUGUCGAGCAAUCAUCCUAUAGUUGCAUACAAAGAGCAGCAAGAGUGUGUGGUGUCGGUACCUGAGCAAAUGCCUGACGAUGCCAUAGUGGAGGUUACCACUGAUGAUGCAAGGGACAGAGAGACGGCAGCUGGUGACAGUCCCGGGGAUUCCAGUCAGGAAUUAUAACAGCGGCUGCACAGGAAAUACACCAGCUCUUCAGAUCUCAGCUUGUUGGUUUGAUUGGCAUGUGACAGGGAGCCCUGAUUCACUCCAGGAUGCGAUCUUAAGUUCUGAAUAUUGCCAUACUGCAGUCUCCAUUUGAAAGAUUACUCAUUGUGCAAAUGUUUGUUGUUCUGUUCUCUUUUAUCUUAUUUCAAAUCUUUUGCAGUAGUAGGCACAGUACCAGUCAAGAGUUUGGACACACUUCAUAUCAGUGGAUGAUUGUGUCCAAACUUUUGACUGGUACUGUAUAUGAUGUGGAUUGUUUGGAGUUGCAUGGUAAUGCCUUUGCUUUACAUCCACUGUAAUUAAAACUGAUGGUUUUAUUUCUGUAAGAUUUUCAUUUACAGCUUUAAAACAUGCAUGACAUGUUUUACAUCCAUAUUGUGAGCAUGAUUUUUUUUAAAGAAUUGAAAUUGCAGGCUCACUGCAUUUUGACACACAUUUUUUAAACAGUAAAAUGGUAGUGCAGUGUUUUAAAAGGAGACAUUAUUUUGGGAGAGAGAAGCACUUUAUCUGCUGAUUGUUUGCUUUACGGUAGUGACCAAGUGGCAGUGGUAUUUUCCUCACUUUUUUAUUUUCCACCAGAUCUCUCCAUAGAUGUACUUUUUAAAACAUGUAGCUGAAUAUUUAAAAUAAAUAUGAAUGUACUUUAUGGUUGGAUGGAUGUUUUAUGUUUUUAUGUGUACUGCACUAUUAAUAAACCAGUUUGCUUGUU